UAUCAAAAAUUUAUAGUUUAAGUCAUGAAAAGUCUGCGUCCGUUGCUGCGCGUCACCCAACUGCGUACAUCAACACUUCUUAUACCACCAACGCGUUCACGGUACACACAGCAUCAAGGAGUCAAGGGAAUACGUAAGCGCAAGAGUUUCUACGAGGCUCAAAUACAGGCGGGUAUGCGCGAGCAAAAUGAACCUACUGUUGUGAAUACAGGGGGCAUGGGGUUUUUGGAUGAUCGUGCAUAUGAUGAAGUCGUAGGGGGAGCCAUGCGCAUCAGGCGUGAUGUGGCCAUAUCCCAGCACGUAUUUAUCCUGCAACCUUAUAUCAAGUGGUCCGCCAAGCGCACUACGCCCAACAAUGUGACGCCUGAUGAUCAGUUAGCUGAGGCGACAGCGCUUGUCCACUCAUUGCCUAACUGGCAGGUGGCUCGAUCCCUCAAGGUGCCACUGGAAAGUCUGGAGCGUACAACGCUCUUUGGUAGCGGCAAACUAGCAGAGAUUAAGCAACUGCUUACGCAACUACGUCAAGAACGGCAGGUCAGCUGCUUAUUUGUCAGCAAGGGCACGCUCUCGUUUGCUCAAAAACAAUUCCUCGAGGCCGAGUUUCAACUGCCCGUGCUAGAUCGCUACUCGUUGGUCAUACAGAUCCUGCGUCUGCAUGCGACCAGCUCGGAGGCCCGUCUACAGGUGGCUAUGGCAGAGUUGCCUUAUAUAUGGGCGCAGGCCAAGGAUGCCAGUGUCACACAGAUCCGACGUCAGGGCUACUCUCUAAGUGAUAUGCAGAAGGAAAUACUGCGCUCCAGGGAGCGCAAAUUGCGUGCGGAACUAGAAGACGUUCGCCGUCAGCGGCAGCUUCGGCGCCAAAAACGCAAACAAUUAAACUAUCCUACUGCAGCGGUUGUUGGCUAUACAAAUGCGGGGAAGACUUCAUUGAUAAAGGCGCUCACCAAAGAGGAUGCAUUGCAGCCACGCAAUCAGCUAUUUGCCACACUGGAUGUGACGGCGCAUGCCGGCUAUCUGCCCUGCAAUCUGCAGAUCAUCUAUAUGGACACUGUGGGCUUUAUGUCCGAUUUGCCGACGGGAUUAUUUGAAUGUUUCGUGGCCACAUUAGAGGAUGCAAUGCUUGCGGAUAUCAUUAUACAUGUGCAGGACCUGUCACAUCCCUGUCAUGCGGCCCAACGGGCCCAUGUGGAGUCCACACUGCGAGCCUUGGCAUUGAGCGUAUCCGGCGACAAUGCGAAUAGCGGAGAAUUGCCUCCGAUCGUUAAUGUUUUUAACAAAAGUGAUUUGCUUAAGCCGAAUGCUCAGAUAGCUGUACUAACCCAACAUGAGAACACGAAUAUUGGUCACUUAACCUCGGCGCGCAAUCACACCGGCCUGCAUUCGCUGCUUAAGGAUGUAGAACAGAAAGUUUUGGCCGUGACCGGACGGCGUAAAUUGCAGGUGCGUGUGCCCAGUGGUGGGCCGGAGAUGGCUUGGCUCUAUAAAAAUGCUGCCGUUGUGGAAACCAAAGCGGAUGAGCAGAAUGCGGAAAAGAUCCUCAUGCAGGUCGUCAUUAGCCAGUGCACCUUAGACCAAUUCAUGCGCGAAUUUUGCUAGCUAAAGAAAAGUAUCCUCUCUUGCCUAAAAUGGGAAUAAAUAUAUUUAUUCUUAAUUUCAGUUUGGUUUUUAUUUUUAUAUAAUAUUUUGC
Drosophila hydei is the source of this 1687-nucleotide messenger RNA. Its product is annotated as putative GTP-binding protein 6. The record is from RefSeq and is a predicted model, not a curated record. Lineage: Eukaryota; Metazoa; Arthropoda; Insecta; Diptera; Drosophilidae. Gene Ontology annotation, cellular component: cytoplasm. The coding region runs from base 25 to 1596 and encodes 523 amino acids. Gene Ontology annotation, molecular function: ribosome binding; GTP binding. The transcript has 3 exons.